Emiliania huxleyi CCMP1516 is the source of this 167-nucleotide messenger RNA. RefSeq lists its product as hypothetical. The transcript has a single exon. Lineage: Eukaryota; Haptophyta; Isochrysidales; Noelaerhabdaceae. The record is from RefSeq and is a predicted model, not a curated record. The annotation marks the transcript as partial.
GGCUUUUCGUUACAAAUUUACGGAAUUACGGAUUUACGGAUCGACCCCCCUCCCUCCCCGUCCCGCGGCCCGGCCGUGAGACCGAUCUACGAAUCAAGUUGGUGCCGGAAACUCAUGCCGAAUGUAUUCCCCGCCGAGGGCGUGCUCGUGUUAAGUCGCGCAUCCCU